This is a messenger RNA of Nomascus leucogenys (northern white-cheeked gibbon), 5460 nucleotides long. Its product is annotated as mucin-3A-like. The record is from RefSeq and is a predicted model, not a curated record. The transcript has 4 exons. Lineage: Eukaryota; Metazoa; Chordata; Mammalia; Primates; Hylobatidae. The coding region runs from base 1 to 5460 and encodes 1819 amino acids.
AUGACGUCACACAGUACUCCCAGGUUCACUUCUGCGAUUGCCAGCACCAAGACCACUUCACAGAGUACUCCCAGUUUGACUUCUCUCAUCGCCACCACUGGGACCAGCUCACCCAGUACCCUCGGCUUUAGUUCUUCGAUCGCCACCACUGAGACAACCUCACACGGUACUGCCGGCUUCACUUCUUCGAUUGCCACCAGCGAGACCACAUCACACAAUACUCCUGGCUCCACUUCUUCGAUCGCCACCACCGAGACCACCUCACACAGUACUCCCAGCUUCACUUCUUCAAUCACCACCACUGAGUCCACCUCACACAGUACUGCCAGAAUCACUUCUUCGAUCACCACCACCGAGAUCAUUUCACGCAGUACUCCCAUCUACACUUCUUCCAUCGCCACCACUGGGACACCCUCACACACUACUCCCAGCUUCACUUCUACCAUCACCACCACCACCGAGAGCACAUCUCACAGUGAUCCCAGCUUGACUUCUGCCAUCACCACCACUGAGACCCAGUCAUACAGUCCUCCCAUCUUCACUUCUUUGAUCACCACAACAGAGACCACCUCACACAGUACUCCCAGCUUCACUACUUCGAUCACCACCACCGAGACCACCUCACAGAGUCUUCCAGGCUUCACUUUUUCAAUCCCCACCACCGAGACCAGCUCACACAGUCCUCCCAGCUUCACUUCCUCCAGUACCACCACUGAGACCCCUUCACGUAGUCCUCCUGCCUUCUCUUCUUCAAUUGACAACUCCAAGACCACCUCAACCAGUCCUCCCAGAUUCACCGCUGCGAUCGCCACCACCAAGACCACCUCACGCAGUACUCCCAGGUUCACUUCUGCGAUUGCCAGCACCAAGACCACUUCACAGAAUACUCCCAGUUUGACUUCUCUCAUCGCCACCACUGGGACCAGCUCACACAAUACCCUCGGCUUUAGUUCUUCAAUCGCCACCACUGAGACAACCUCACACAGUACUGCUGGCUUCACUUCUUCAAUAGCCACCAGCGAGACCACAUCACACAAUACUCCUGGCUUCACUUCUUCGAUCGCCACCACCGAGACCACCUCACACAGUACUCCCAGCUUCACUUCUUCAAUCACCACCACUGAGAUCAUCUCACAUAGUACUCCCAGCUACAUUUCUUCGACUGCCACCACUGAGACACCCAUGUCACACAGUAUUCCAAGCUUCGCUUCUUUGAUCACCACCAGCGAGACUACCUCACACCUUCCUCCUAGGUUCACUUCUUUGAUCACCACCACUGAGACCACCUCAAACAGUCCUCCCGGCUUCACUUCUUCGAUCACCAGCACUGAGACCACCUCACACAGUCCUCCCAGCUUCACUUCCUCAAGCACCACCACUGAGACCCCUUCACAUAGUCCUCCUGCCUUCUCCUCUUCAAUUGACACCUCCAAGACCACCUCAACCAGUUCUCCGAGAUUCACCUCUGCGAUCGCCACCACCAAGACCACCUCACACAGUACUCCCAGGUUCACUUCUGCGAUUGCCAGCACCAAGACCACUUCACAGAGUAGUCCCAGUUUGACUUCUCUCAUCGCCACCACUGGGACCAGCUCACACAGUACCCUCGGCUUUAGUUCUUCGAUCGCCACCACUGAGACAACCUCACACAGUACUGCCGGCUUCACUUCUUCGAUCGCCACCAGCGAGACCACGUCACACAAUACUCCUGGCUUUACUUCUUUGAUCGCCACCACCGAGACCACCUCACACAGUACUCCCAGCUUCACUUCUUCAAUUACCACCACUGAGACCACCUCACAGAGUACUGCCAGCAUCACUUCUUUGAUCACCACCACCGAGAUCAUUUCACGCAGUACUCCCAGCUACACUUCUUCAAUCGCCACCACUGGGACACCCUCACACACUACUCCCAGCUUCACUUCUAUGAUCACCACCACCGAGAGCACAUCUCACAGUGAUCCCAGCUUGACUUCUGGCAUCACCACUACUGUGAACAGGUCAUACAGUCCUCCCAUCUUCACUUCUUCGAUCACCACCACCGAGACCACCUCACACAGUCUUCCAGGCUUCACUUUUUCGAUCCCCACCACCGAGACCACCUCACACAGUCCUCCCAGCUUCACUUCUUCAAUCACUACCACCGAAACCCCCUCACGCAGUAAUCCCAGCUUCACUUCUUUCAUCACCACCACAGAGUCCACCUCACACAGUCCUCCCAGCUUCACUUCUGUGAUUGCCACCACAAAGACCACCUCACACAGUACUCCCAUCUUCACUUCUUCCAUCACCACCACCGAGACCACCUCACACAGUCCUCCCAGCUUCAAUUCUUCGAUCACUACCACUGAGACCCCCUCACACAGUAAUCCCAGCUUCACAUCUUUGAUCACCACCACCGAGUCCACCUCACACAGUCCUCUGGGCUUCACUUCUGCGAUCGCCACCACAGGGAUCACCUCACACAAUACUCCCAUUUUCACUUCUUCGAUCGCCACCACUGAGACCAUCUCACACAGUACUCCCAGCUUCACUUCAUCGAUCACCAGCACCGAGACCAUCUCACACAGUACUUCCAGCUUCAGUUCUUUGAUCACCACCACGGAGAGAACCUCACAGAGUUCUUCCAGCUUAAGUUCUUUGAUCACCACCACAAAGUCCAUCCCACACAAUCCUCUGAGCUUCACUUCUGCUAUCACUACCAAAGGGAUGACGUCACACAGUACUCCCAGGUUCACUUCUGCGAUUGCCAGCACCAAGACCACUUCACAGAGUACUCCCAGUUUGACUUCUCUCAUCGCCACCACUGGGACCAGCUCACCCAGUACCCUCGGCUUUAGUUCUUCGAUCGCCACCACUGAGACAACCUCACACGGUACUGCCGGCUUCACUUCUUCGAUUGCCACCAGCGAGACCACAUCACACAAUACUCCUGGCUCCACUUCUUCGAUCGCCACCACCGAGACCACCUCACACAGUACUCCCAGCUUCACUUCUUCAAUCACCACCACUGAGUCCACCUCACACAGUACUGCCAGAAUCACUUCUUCGAUCACCACCACCGAGAUCAUUUCACGCAGUACUCCCAUCUACACUUCUUCCAUCGCCACCACUGGGACACCCUCACACACUACUCCCAGCUUCACUUCUACCAUCACCACCACCACCGAGAGCACAUCUCACAGUGAUCCCAGCUUGACUUCUGCCAUCACCACCACUGAGACCCAGUCAUACAGUCCUCCCAUCUUCACUUCUUUGAUCACCACAACAGAGACCACCUCACACAGUACUCCCAGCUUCACUUCUUCGAUCACCACCACCGAGACCACCUCACAGAGUCUUCCAGGCUUCACUUUUUCAAUCCCCACCACCGAGACCAGCUCACACAGUCCUCCCAGCUUCACUUCCUCCAGUACCACCACUGAGACCCCUUCACGUAGUCCUCCUGCCUUCUCUUCUUCAAUUGACAACUCCAAGACCACCUCAACCAGUCCUCCCAGAUUCACCGCUGCGAUCGCCACCACCAAGACCACCUCACGCAGUACUCCCAGGUUCACUUCUGCGAUUGCCAGCACCAAGACCACUUCACAGAAUACUCCCAGUUUGACUUCUCUCAUCGCCACCACUGGGACCAGCUCACACAAUACCCUCGGCUUUAGUUCUUCAAUCGCCACCACUGAGACAACCUCACACAGUACUGCUGGCUUCACUUCUUCAAUAGCCACCAGCGAGACCACAUCACACAAUACUCCUGGCUUCACUUCUUCGAUCGCCACCACCGAGACCACCUCACACAGUACUCCCAGCUUCACUUCUUCAAUCACCACCACUGAGAUCAUCUCACAUAGUACUCCCAGCUACAUUUCUUCGACUGCCACCACUGAGACACCCAUGUCACACAGUAUUCCAAGCUUCGCUUCUUUGAUCACCACCAGCGAGACUACCUCACACCUUCCUCCUAGGUUCACUUCUUUGAUCACCACCACUGAGACCACCUCAAACAGUCCUCCCGGCUUCACUUCUUCGAUCACCACCACUGAGACCACCUCACACAGUCCUCCCAGCUUCACUUCCUCAAGCACCACCACUGAGACCCCUUCACAUAGUCCUCCUGCCUUCUCCUCUUCAAUUGACACCUCCAAGACCACCUCAACCAGUUCUCCGAGAUUCACCUCUGCGAUCGCCACCACCAAGACCACCUCACACAGUACUCCCAGGUUCACUUCUGCGAUUGCCAGCACCAAGACCACUUCACAGAGUAGUCCCAGUUUGACUUCUCUCAUCGCCACCACUGGGACCAGCUCACACAGUACCCUCGGCUUUAGUUCUUCGAUCGCCACCACUGAGACAACCUCACACAGUACUGCCGGCUUCACUUCUUCGAUCGCCACCAGCGAGACCACGUCACACAAUACUCCUGGCUUUACUUCUUUGAUCGCCACCACCGAGACCACCUCACACAGUACUCCCAGCUUCACUUCUUCAAUUACCACCACUGAGACCACCUCACAGAGUACUGCCAGCAUCACUUCUUUGAUCACCACCACCGAGAUCAUUUCACGCAGUACUCCCAGCUACACUUCUUCAAUCGCCACCACUGGGACACCCUCACACACUACUCCCAGCUUCACUUCUAUGAUCACCACCACCGAGAGCACAUCUCACAGUGAUCCCAGCUUGACUUCUGGCAUCACCACUACUGUGAACAGGUCAUACAGUCCUCCCAUCUUCACUUCUUCGAUCACCACCACCGAGACCACCUCACACAGUCUUCCAGGCUUCACUUUUUCGAUCCCCACCACCGAGACCACCUCACACAGUCCUCCCAGCUUCACUUCUUCAAUCACUACCACCGAAACCCCCUCACGCAGUAAUCCCAGCUUCACUUCUUUCAUCACCACCACAGAGUCCACCUCACACAGUCCUCCCAGCUUCACUUCUGUGAUUGCCACCACAAAGACCACCUCACACAGUACUCCCAUCUUCACUUCUUCCAUCACCACCACCGAGACCACCUCACACAGUCCUCCCAGCUUCAAUUCUUCGAUCACCACCACUGAGACCCCCUCACACAGUAAUCCCAGCUUCACAUCUUUGAUCACCACCACCGAGUCCACCUCACACAGUCCUCUGGGCUUCACUUCUGCGAUCGCCACCACAGGGAUCACCUCACACAAUACUCCCAUUUUCACUUCUUCGAUCGCCACCACUGAGACCAUCUCACACAGUACUCCCAGCUUCACUUCAUCGAUCACCAGCACCGAGACCAUCUCACACAUCCAUCCCACACAAUCCUCUGAGCUUCACUUCUGCUAUCACUACCAAAGGGAUGACGUCACACAGUACUCCCAGGUUCACUUCUGCGAUUGCCAGCACCAAGACCACUUCACAGAGUACUCCCAGUUUGACUUCUCUCAUCGCCACCACUGGGACCAGCUCACCCAGUACCCUCGGCUUUAG